Prunus dulcis (almond) is the source of this 1528-nucleotide messenger RNA. Its product is annotated as glycerophosphocholine acyltransferase 1. The record is from RefSeq and is a predicted model, not a curated record. Gene Ontology annotation, biological process: phosphatidylcholine biosynthetic process. The transcript has 8 exons. Lineage: Eukaryota; Viridiplantae; Streptophyta; Magnoliopsida; Rosales; Rosaceae. Bases 165 to 1313 code for a protein of 382 amino acids.
AAAAAAGGUGCGAACCUGUUUUAUAUUUGGAAGCAGAGAGAGCCUUCCUUUUAAAGCUUUUAACAGAUUUUAUGUGGAAACACAAGCACCACCUUCCUUCUCUCCCUCUUUCGCGCUUUUUCCUCUCAAUCUAUCUCUGUAACUUUGUUUCCGAUUAACAAAAGAUGUCCAAUAACGAAGAGCCCGUGGAGGAAACAAAUGGGGAUUCAUUUCACAUAGUGAAGCAGGGUUUGAAAGAUCGAUCUAAGAAAGUGGCUCAAACCAAAGAGAUUUUGUCGAAACAAGCGGUUCAGACCAGAGAGAUCCUUUCAAAACAGGCUGUUAAGAUCGCCAAACAAGCUGAAGAACACGAAAAGUUCAUCAACAAGGUGACGCAUCUUGUGGGGGUCCUCGGGUUUGGUGGCUUUUGCUUCCUCUUAGGAGCAAGACCCCAAGAUAUUCGAUAUGUAUAUUGUUUGUUCUAUGUAAUCUUUGUUCCUCUUCGUUGGAUAUACUAUCGGUUCAAGAAAUGGCACUACUAUCUUUUGGACUUUUGCUACUAUGCCAAUACGAUCUUUUUGGUUGACCUCCUUCUUUAUCCAAGGAAUGAAAAGUUUUUCAUGGUUUGCUUCUCAUUUGCUGAGGGACCAUUAGCAUGGGCAUUGAUUGUUUGGCGUUGUAGCUUGGUGUUUAGUUCUCUUGACAAAAUAGUUAGUGUCCUCAUACAUCUUUUACCUGGGUUAGUUUUCUUCACCAUUCGAUGGUGGGAUCCAGCCACUUUUGCAGCCAUGCAUCCAGAAGGAACUUCUCGCAGAGCUUCGUGGCCUUAUGUAGAAGACAAAUCCUACCUUUGGGUGUGGUUGUUUUGGGUGCCCUUGUUUGCUUACACCUUAUGGCAGGCUUUGUAUUUUCUCAUUGUCAAUGUUUUACGCCGACAAAGGCUCUUAAGAGAUCCUGAAGUCAUGACUUCUUAUAGGGAACUGUCAAAGAAGGCACAGAAAGCAAACAAUGUAUGGUGGCGCCUAAGCGGUUUGCUUGGGGAUCAAAAUCGCUUGCUUAUGUUUAUUCUGCUUCAAGCCGUCUUUACUGUGGCAACCAUGGCGCUCACAGUCCCUAUCUUCUUGUCAUAUGAAUUGCAUGUAGUUUUCCAAAUACUCAAGGUUUCUGCAUCUGUAUGGAAUGGAGGGAGUUUCUUGCUAGAGGUAAUGCCUCGGCAAGUGAUUCUCAAGGAGAAGAAGAAAUUAGAAGUUCAACCAGUGCAAACUGAGCGGGACCAAUCAACGGACGAUGAUGGAGGGACCAAUAAUUCUGCUGAGGCAUCCAGUCCUAACUAACAGCUGUUGAAUAUUAUCCAUUUUUAGUCAUGACAAAUUACUCAUCUUUUGUUGUUUUCCUAGAACUAGCGUACUUGGUAGAAGUUUAUAUUUGUUCUGCAGUUCCGUGAGCAAUGAUUUGUUUAUGUACAAAUUCACAAAAAAGGAAUUCAAAUGAGAGUAUUGCAAAUGAACACAAAACAGGUGGUCUGUUAAAAAUUGGAAUUUCCUUCUCA